AUGCCUUACCAUUUGACCCCAAGCGAGAUCGCCCGGAUCGAGGAUGAACUACGCGUGGCACCCGAGUUAAUUACCCCAACAUACAUUACUCAGCUGGUAUCGAACUACUAUACCUCCGUGGAAAUAAUAUAUCGAUAUAGGAGACGGGUUAACCUUAAUCUCCCUGUUGGACGACGUACGGGAGAUGCUCCCCGAGCAAUUACAUGGCGAAUGGAACAAGCCAUUAAGGAAUUACUCGACCAUGCACCAUGGUUUUACCAAGACGAGAUUGCCGACUUUCUAUUUGAGAUUUUUGGAGUCAAAGUGGACCAGGCGACUAUAUUAAGGGCUUUGAAGAGGAUAAAGAUUACACGGAAGAAGCUUAAGGCCGAGGUAGCACAGAGGAAUGAUAAACUACGUACGUAA
Messenger RNA from Hyaloscypha bicolor E, 405 nucleotides. RefSeq lists its product as uncharacterized. The record is from RefSeq and is a predicted model, not a curated record. The coding region runs from base 1 to 405 and encodes 134 amino acids. Lineage: Eukaryota; Fungi; Ascomycota; Leotiomycetes; Helotiales; Hyaloscyphaceae. The transcript has a single exon.